Molecule: messenger RNA, 1892 nt
Organism: Camelina sativa (false flax)
Lineage: Eukaryota; Viridiplantae; Streptophyta; Magnoliopsida; Brassicales; Brassicaceae
Product: trehalose-phosphate phosphatase A
Biological process (GO): trehalose biosynthetic process
Molecular function (GO): trehalose-phosphatase activity
Source: RefSeq, a predicted model, not a curated record
UAUACUAUAAUUUUACUAAUACCACAGAAAAAUUUGGACUUUUAUAUAUUUUGGGAGAUAGUUCUCUGCGAUUUUCUCGGGGCACUUAUAUUCACCAUUUGGGUUCUUUUUGGCAAAUCUUCUUCUUCCCCAUUUAUUUUCUGUGUCCCUUAUUUGGUUGCCGAGAAACCGCGAGAAUUAGAAAAAAAAAAAAAUCAAACAAAUUCGAAGAAGAAGAAGAGAGAAAACGAAAUUAAAAAAAAAAAAAGUCUCUGUCUUUUAAAAAUCAUUCUUCGUUUCCGGUUUCGAAACUUGUUGUGUCUGCAUUUUUCUCAGGGUCCAAGUUUCUCUGAGGAAUAGGAUUCUUUAAAGAAUUUGAGUAUAUAAGUGAAGUUGUAGAGCUUCUUCUAUCUGAGAAUCCUCUGAGAAACUUCGAUAUAUUAUACAGUUUGCUUGUAACAACAUUUGGUGUUGUUAUGGACAUAAAAUCUGGUCACUCAUCUCCUGUAAUGACUGAUUCUCCACCGUUAAGCAAUGCAAGAUUAACCAUUCGUCAGAACAGAAUCCCUUACUCAUCAGCUGCAGCGCUGUCACAGAACAGUAACCUUCUUCUAACCGUUCCUAGAAAGAAAACUGGUGUCCUUGAUGAUGUUAAGUCUAAUUGUUGGCUUGAUGCAAUGAAAUCUUCUUCUCCUCCUCCAACACUAGUUAACAAAGAUAACAUCAGCAGUGAGGCCACAGAUAUGACUUAUCGCGAAUGGAUGCAGCUCAAGUAUCCAUCAGCACUUACUUCUUUCGAGAAAAUCAUGAGUUUUGCAAAGGGUAAAAGAAUAGCAUUGUUUCUUGAUUAUGACGGGACACUUUCGCCUAUAGUUGAGGAACCUGAUUGCGCUUACAUGUCAAGUGCUAUGCGUAGUGCAGUGCAAAACGUUGCCAAGUACUUCCCAACUGCGAUCAUAAGUGGAAGAAGCCGUGAUAAGGUGUACGAGUUUGUUAAUUUGAGUGAACUUUACUACGCUGGAAGCCACGGGAUGGACAUCAUGAGUCCUGCAGGAGAAUCUUUAAACCAUGAACAUAGCCGUACUGUAUCAGUCAACGAAAAGGGGAAAGAUGUAAAUCUAUUCCAGCCCGCUAGCGAGUUUUUACCAAUGAUCGAUAAGGUGCUUUGUUCUCUUAUAGAGAGUACAAACGAUAUCAAAGGGAUCAAAGUAGAAGACAACAAGUUCUGCAUCUCUGUCCAUUACCGCAAUGUAGAAGAAAAGAAUUGGGCAUCGGUUGCACAGUGUGUUGAUGAUGUUAUCAGAACAUAUCCAAAACUACGGCUAACACACGGUCGGAAGGUUUUAGAGAUCCGACCAGUGAUUGACUGGGACAAAGGGAAAGCUGUGACAUUCCUACUCGAAUCUCUUGGCCUAACAAACUGUGAGGAUGUUCUUCCAAUAUAUGUUGGGGAUGAUCGAACAGACGAAGAUGCAUUCAAGGUAUUACGAGAAGGACCGAAUCAUGGUUAUGGUAUAUUAGUCUCUGCUGUACCCAAAGACAGUAAUGCCUUUUACUCGCUUCGUGACCCUUCUGAGGUGAUGGAGUUUCUGAAAUCAUUGGUCACAUGGAAGAGAUCAAUGGGUUAAGUAGAAGAAGAAGUAGAAGAAAAUGGUAAACGUUAAUAUAUAUAUAUAUAUAUAUGAUUACAAAUAUGGAAGAAGUUUUGAGGAUUAUUAUUGUUACUUUCGGCUUUAUACAAAUACCGUUGAGAUUUAACUUAACGGUAUCGGAUCGGAAAAGAGAUCACAUGAAGGCUUCAAAACAUGCCGGAGAUCCUCUUUUUCCGAUCAAUCUCUUUAUCUUCUACAACUGUAAAUUCUUCUUUUUAUCUUGGAUAAACUGUCUUUUAAUCUCCGGAUUAAUUCAAAUCA